CCGAGAGGCCUCUCGAGGCAGCAUCGCUCUCGUCGUCCCUUCCACUCCGGCGAAGCUCCGAUUCCGGCUAUAUAUAUGUGUAUGUAUAUGUGUAUGCAUAUGAUAUAAUAUAAUAUAUCACUCGCAUAUACAUGCACAUUAUAUAAAUACUCGCAGGCGUUUCCUCUGGAUUGUUAUUAUCGUUCUGAGAGAGAGAUCGAAGGAAGGCGUUUGUUCAUCGAGGGAGCGAUGACGAAUUCUCACGACGUGGUGGUCGAUGUCGAAGGCGACGGCGUUUUGGCUAAUCAUCUGAAGCGCGAGAAGCUCAUCAUUGAUACCGACCCUGGAAUCGAUGAUACCAUGGCCAUCUUAAUGGCAUUUCAAUCACCGGAGUUGGAAAUCCUGGGCUUCACAACAAUAUUUGGUAAUGUCACCACAGAAGAUGCCACUCGCAAUGCCUUGCUUCUGUGUGAGAUCGCAGGGCAUCCAGGUUUACCUGUGGCGGAGGGAAGUCCUGAGCCUCUAAAGGGUGGAAGGCCAUGUGUUGCCGACUUUAUACAUGGUUCUGAUGGGUUGGGGAACUUGCAUCUACCUCCUCCAAAAACAAAGAAAAUUGAGAAGAAUGCUGCUGAAUUUUUAGUUGAUAUGGUCUCUGAAUACCCUGGUGAAGUUUCUAUACUGGCCCUAGGUCCCUUGACAAACUUAGCAUUGGCAGUCAAAAGGGAUUCUUCAUUCGCGAAAAAGGUGAAAAGGGUGGUCGUACUUGGUGGUUCCUUCUUCGCUCUUGGAAAUGUAAAUCCUGCCGCAGAAGCAAAUAUUUAUGGAGAUCCAGAAGCAGCAGAUGUUGUGUUUACGUCUGGGGCUAACAUUACCGUUGUUGGAAUAAACAUUACGACCCAAGUGAAAUUUACAGAUGAUGACCUCCUUCAACUGCGGCAAUCCAAAGGAAAGCAUACUCAGCUCAUAUGCGACACAUGCAAAUUCUACAGAGACUGGCAUGUGCAAUCUGAUGGUGUUUAUGGGAUUUUCCUUCAUGACCCUGUCAGUUUCGUAGCACUAGUCCGUCCUGAUCUCUUUACGUACAAGAAGGGCGUUGUGAGGGUUGAGACUCAGGGUAUCUGCACCGGGCAUACACUGAUGGAUCAAGGACUAAAAAAAUGGAAUACAAGCAAUCCAUGGACAGGCUAUUCCCCUGUUGAAGUUGCUUGGACAGUGAAUGUGGAUGCAGUCCUUGAUUAUAUAAGAAAGCAGUUGAUGAAAUCGUGAAAGCUCGAAAUGGAAGGUCGGGUGCUGCCCCUAGUUACCACUGAAAAUACCCUAAUGGCCAUCUUCCUCUUCUCAGAGAUGACCAAGCGCAGGCGCGAAGAGCGAGCGAGCAAGCCUACCAUGAAACCUUGUGUUUAUUUGAAAUUGUAAAAUGUUUUUUGUAUGCUGUACAAUUAGACCUUUAAUGAAGUUAUUGACGAGGAAUAGUAAAUUCCUUUCGAUUUUCUGUGCAAAA
Messenger RNA from Malus domestica (apple), 1480 nucleotides. Its product is annotated as uridine nucleosidase 1-like. Gene Ontology annotation, cellular component: cytosol. Gene Ontology annotation, molecular function: purine nucleosidase activity. Gene Ontology annotation, biological process: purine nucleoside catabolic process. The record is from RefSeq and is a predicted model, not a curated record. NCBI's taxonomy places the organism in Eukaryota, Viridiplantae, Streptophyta, Magnoliopsida, Rosales, Rosaceae.